AUGAAUCCAAAAAUAUUGCAAAAAAGUAAAGGCAGAGGCACAGAUGGCCAUCUUCUUGAAUGUGUCUGGCAAAUGGAAUUUUACUGUGCCUCAAUGCAGAUUUUAUCUGAAGAUACUUAUGGCCUCUGUAGAUGCUGGAGCAUGCUUUGGAUCAAAGCGUUACAUAGACUUUUAUGUAAAUGGCAAGAAAAAAUGGGAGAUAGACAGUUAGAACAUCAACAAGGGUUUGAAGAAGGUGGUAUAUAUGUCCCUAUUCUUAAACAUGCAGAUAAGUGGGCACUUAUUGAUAUUCAUAAUAGUGGAAUGGAUUAUUCAGAGCCAGAACAACAUAAAAAGCAUGAUAUAUAUGUUCUCUGCACUGAAAACUUUGAAUCUGUUCAAUUGAUAUAUCCUGACGGAUCUGAAGAAUCUGUUCAAUUGUUAGGUGAAGAAGAAGAUUUGCUUGGAUAUGAUAUCUCGGACUUUUUAAAUGAUCCAAUGGAAACUGAUUAA
Molecule: messenger RNA, 492 nt
Organism: Entrophospora sp. SA101
Lineage: Eukaryota; Fungi; Glomeromycota; Glomeromycetes; Entrophosporales; Entrophosporaceae
Source: the annotation of a GenBank genome assembly